Molecule: messenger RNA, 7998 nt
Organism: Gryllus bimaculatus (two-spotted cricket)
Lineage: Eukaryota; Metazoa; Arthropoda; Insecta; Orthoptera; Gryllidae
Source: the annotation of a GenBank genome assembly
GUUUUCUUCACACGAAAUGGUGAAACCAUUGGAGUCAGACAAGUUCGUAUUCCUAAAGGAGGAUUCUUUCCUACAAUAGGAAUGUUGAGUGUUGAGGAAAAGGUGCGUGUUGAUUUAAGACCUCUGACUGGUUAACAAGAAUUAAUCUGCCAGUGAAAACAGUUGUAGCUAAUAGCUGAAAUCACUGGUAGCUAUUUUUUUUAACAUAUCUGUGAUUAAUUGUUUGUGCUUGGGUCACAACUUGUUUUGUCCGUUCUUUGUCAAUCUCUAUGUGAAAGGUAGUUGAAGUUUCAUUGCUUGUUUUUCUAAAGUAUUAGUUGCUUAUACUUUGCGCAUGAUGAAGGAAAUGUUACAUUGUGUCUUAUGCAACAAGUGAUCAAAGCUUUACUUUGUGAUAAACAUUUGUUUUAUAUAGUCUCAUAAAACAUCAGUGACUCCAUUGGAAUGUGGGCACCUAAUCUGCAGGCAAUACAAUUUAAAUGUAUGUAAAAUUCACACCUGUAAUUUCAUUAAAAUUCUUUUAUUUUCUUUGUCAAAACGGGGUUUAAAAAAGAUGACCCCGUAGCUCCAGUCUCCAUUACUAAUUUCAAUCAAUUUUGCAACAACAAUACACAAGAUUUGUGUAAAUUUUGCCCUUUAAGUUACUAAUUCAAUGUGACUAACAAUACAAGGACCAAACAGAGAUUGCUUCUGAUGCCCGUUGCCAUUAUAACUACUUACUAUUAGACUAAUUCUUUAGGGAAAUGCUACUGUUACUUGCAUGUCUAUGUAAGGAUCCGGCACCAUGUUUAUAAUGUGUUUAAAUUUUAUUCCAAUAUUUUCUCAUUUUCAACACUGUUGAAAAAGUUUUCAGCACUGUUGAGUAAAGAGAAGAAAAAAUUGUGUUGCUUAAAAACUGGGAACAUAAGUGGCAUUUGAAUUGAGAAGUAUAGCGAAAUACUCUGAAUACUGGAAGAAGAGAAAGAAGAAGGUGUAGAAUAGACAAUUUUUGCUUGUGGAUGAAGGUGGUGAAAUGUAGGACAUUAUUUCUUUUCCAAUAAUGAAAACUAACUUUACUUCUGUUACUCAAUGUGGAUCUGGAUGUAAUAUGAUACAUCAUUCUAGUAAAUCUAGAUAUCUAUAUAAAAGAGGAAUGUACUAUGUAGGGAAUUCUCACCAUUGCUGCAAGAAAAUAUUGGCCUAUUUUUUUCAUUUUGUGAGGGUCUAAAUUAGAGAAAGUGUACUGGAAAUCAAGAACAGUGAGAAUAUAAACAUUUACAUUAUAUUAUUUACUUACUCGUCUGUUAGUCUUGAUUUAAUAUUUUAGAUGGUCUUCAGAUGCCUUCCCUUGGUCCUUGAUGUAAUUAUAAUUUUGUUUAUGUUGGUGAACAACUUCCGGUAUUCGGUUCAAACUGCUCGAAGUCAGGUGAGCAAUAGUAAGUUUCAGUGUGUGUUACAGACAUUGUUGCUCACCUGACUUGAAACAGUGUAAAUUAGCUUACAAAUUAUCCCAGUCCUUCCACAUUUCAAUUUUAAUAUUUAGUUUUACACAUAUUUGUUAGUUUUGUUGUUGCAGUUGUACAUGCUGACUCCAAAAGUUGCUUUGUGUGAUUGCCAAAUCUCAUGACAAUUCUAAAGGAAUCACUAGAGAUUUGUAAAAAUCUCUAACAUUUGUUGCACAUUUUCAACUUUUGUAUAUUAGAAGGAAUUCUAUGCAAUUAUGAAGGCUUGUGAUUAUUCUGGCUCGGGCUCUGGUGUUAGGUAAUAGUCCAUGGCAAAGGAACAAAACAAAUGCAUUUGUAAUAUUUAAUGUGACCCAUGUACAUUCAGUAGUGCAAAGUAUGUAUUGGCAAGAAUGUGAUGACUGUACAGUGCAAUUUCUUCCCCUCGUGGCGGUUUUGUGUGCAUUGUUAUUCUUUUCUAGUUCAUUGUUCAGUGUUGUAUGACAAAAGGUUACUUGCAUUUUUGAAAAAUGGAAUGAAAUUUCAUUUGGACUGCAAGAUGUUCAUUAAACUGUAAAUGUAUUACAUACUUAAACUGAUAGUGAUAAUGUGAUUUGUGUAUAGCUGUGUGAAAAUUUACAAUUUUUGGCCUUCAUUUGAUUAUUGUAUUGCAUAUCUUUAAUUUCAUGUAUGAGUAGAGAGAAAAUAGUUUCCUGCAUAUAACUUGAAAAUAAUAACCCAUUUCAUAGUUGAGAUAUCAAGGGCUUGGGGCAGCAACAAAAUAAAGCCAUGCCAGUCACACCAAGCUUCCCUCUAUUCAUCAAUGCUAAUAGCUUAAUUUUGGUGAAAUGGUGGCAAUUGCUUGGGGGCACUCACAUUUUCAUUUUGGCCAAAAUUGAAAUACUAAACACUGGGAAGGUUGUUGUUGCUGGGCGGCUUAUCAUGUAUCUACCCCUUAUGUAGAAUAAUUUGAAAUAUUAAAAAUGUUAUUUUGUAACUGUUACUAUGUUUAUUCUUCACCAAAUUGAGCACCCUAUAUUUUAUUCAUUUCUGUUUAGCUCCCCUCAUUUGGUUGUUUUAUAGCUUGGUAAAAACUAGUUUUAAAAUGAUUAAUAAUAAAUUUUUUAUUAUAUGUGUACAAAAAAAGUUUGAUCCCCUGUUUAAAACUAGUAAGUAUUGUAUUUGUAAGAAGCCUUUGAAAUUAGGAUUUCAUUUAAACGUUUCUAGCAGCUAAUUCAGUUUGUAAGUUUACAAGUUAUAUGCUGGAUAACAAAUUGAAUGGGUUUUUUUUUCUCCCACAGAAUUUAUCAUUUAUAUCAAUGGUAAUUGUAAAACAUAAUUAUUGUAUAAAAAUGGAAAUGUUUGUGUACUUACAUACAUCAUUGUUAUUGUUAGGAUUGCUUUAACUCAAUUUUUUUACAAAUAAUCUCUCUGUUCGUACUUAUGAUGUUUAAUGUAAAACAGCUAUAUAUAUACUUACUAUAUGUACGUUUCAUGUGCAUUUCAAGCAAUCUCCUAAUGAAUUUUUUCGAUAGCUUAUGUUGAGCUGCACAAACUUUGCAUUCCUGUUGUUAUUAAUUUAUGUUGUUAUUAUUAUUAUUAUUAUUAUUAUUAUUAUUAUUAUUAUUAUUAUUAUUAUUAUUAUACUAUUGUGAUGACGAUUGAGCUCCUGUUACUUUGAAUGGAAUUAUAGUAAUAUUGAAAGAAUCCAAUAUUUUGAGAUUAUCGUAAUACUGUUUUUGAGUUACUAAUACUACAAUAUUUUGGGAGACAAUUAUUAUGGUGCUGAAGAUACAUAACAGAGAUCAUUGCUUUUGUGAGUGUAUUGCUUUGCCUUAAAUUUUAUUAAAUUUCCUUUUAAUCACCCCCCCGCCCCUCUUUAUCUCUUUGUAUAUUUAUAGUGUUCCAUAUUUUUAUAACAAUUCAAAAGUGUUAAUUAAUUAUGUUUGGAUACCAAAGAUCUCUUAAUGAUGGAAUCACAGUAAAUCUGCUAGGUAAAAUGUAAUGUGAAUAACUAAAAAUAGAUUCUUUUGCCAUAAAAUAGUUGCUGGAAAUAUUUGUUAUAAUUUUGUUAUGUAAUAAUUUUCAGUACUGGUCAUAAGCAAUAGUACACAACAUGCACUUUUGAAGUAAUUAAAAUGUUUUCCAGCAUAUACGGAACUGGAUAAAGAACGAAAAAACGUGUUUAUUUAUUUUACUUAUGCUGCUUCAUCUUCAAAUUUCAUGUUGGAUAUAAUUAUUAUUGUUGAAUUAAUGUUUUAAAAAUCUAUAUAUUUUUCAAAGCUAUUUGCGUAUCAAUCCUUUAUAAACUUGAAGUUGAACAAUUUUCUUGGUAUAUUAAUAAUCUGUGAAGAACCUUGCAGUCCAAAUAUUUUCAUAUCAAAGCCUGCAAUUUAGCUGUAAUUUCUUGUGUUAUGCAACAUGUUUUAUAUGAAAAAAUUUAUAUCUGAAAGUACCAUUAAAAUGUUUUUGUUGGUUGAUUUUAGUACUUUUAUCUGACUCUCACAUAAUUUUAAAACUCAGCUUGUUAUUAUAUUUGCUGGUAAUAAUAGUGGUGUAAAAGUUUAUUGAAAACUUAAUUGAUUAAGCAUAUUUGUAGAUUAAACCUUCAACAUACAUGUAUCAGUAAAAUGUUAGGGGUGUUAGAAUACAACAGCAGUAAAUUCUGCUUCUAUCAGCAGAUUGCCCUCUUCUUGAUCAUAUUAACUUAAUGUCUUCAAUUAUUUGCAGUAAGUAACUCAUAGUUGUGUGCAGCUUAUGACCCACUAAGUAAGUCAAUCAAGGAAGAACAGUCUAUGAACACUGACACUGCCAAAGGUGCAAAUGUGCAAUAGUUAAUAUAAUGUGGAAUGGAGAUUCUUUAACUCAGGAUUUAACUUUAAAAACUUUUAUGCAAUUCGAUCCAUGUUUGUGAUCUAAUUCUGUAUCGUUUCAUCAGAAUUCAGAGAAAAGUGAGCUAUCCAUAUUUUCUUAAUAAAAUAAAUAUGUCCAUAAAUUACACUCUCAUCUUUUGCCAUUUCAAAUGAAGCAGAAUGUAUCUGAAUACUUCAAAAUUGUUUAUUAUAAAGAAGGCAGAGCAAUUGUUUACACUCUCAAAUAUAGUUUGACUCUUCCCAUUGAAUGAUUCUUUUUUAUUUUUUUAGAUCUUUGCUUUAGAAUAUUUUAAUACCUUAUUCAACUUGGAUAUGUAUUUUCUAUUGAAGGUUGAAGUCAUUUCUUCGAAAUAUUAUAGUAACUGCUGUAUAGUUGUAUUUAUGUAGCGAAGCUUGGUUGCAUAUUGAAAAAUCGAUAUAUUCAGCAUUUAAAAUGUGUGAAAAUGAGAUAGGCAUAGUAAACGACCAGAUGGCUCAGAUCAACAUGGUUAACCUGAUGGACAUAUACAUAUUAUUUCUGACCUAUCUGAUCAGAUACUAUGCACUGGAAUAUUUUUGAGUGUAUUAUAUAUGUGAGGUUUAGUGAUGAAAGAAAAGGAAAAGAAAGACUGAUAAUUUCACCUUGUAUUGUUUAUGGCCAGCAUGAUGUUUAUCAAUUUAUAUUCCCUCAAAAUGUUUGAGCAAAAGAAAUUAAAGAAUGAAAGAAAUAUUAAAGUUAAUAAUAUUGUUUUAAUAAAUUAUAAUUUCUUUCAAUUUAGGAAAUGUUUCGGAACUUCCUAGUGUAUUGAGCUUUAAUUUAUUACAACUGUUCUGAAGGGCAAUCUUCACUAUAACGGCUUUAGACUUAGCAAUUUAUUUAUUUUAUGCUUACUAUGAAAAGUAUUUCACUAGUUCUACAACUCUGAACUAAAUGUAUUGCUAAAUUAACUCCUUGUUUUCAAAUUUACAAUUACAAUGCACAAAACAUGUGAAUCAGUUCAUUGUGUAAGUUCAAAAAUACUUGUGCAUAUUUGAUUUGUUCACAAUUAUUUAACACUUCCAUACUGGUAAUAAAAGUUGUCAAAAAUAAUCGUAGGAAAAGAAGAGAAUAGGAGGAGGGGCAGAUAAUAUUUUUCAACCCAGUAUUUUAUAUUAUUUGUUGUUUAUAUAUGUAAAACUUUGUGACAGACAAGUUACAUUAAUUCCUAUUUCUAACAUAAGAUAGUCCAGUACAUCUCAAACGAGUGUUUUUAUGUUGCUAUUACACAAUGCUAGUGAAUUUGAAGCGGUAAUUUCACAGUAUGUUCAAAGUAUCAAGUUUUAUUGCAUUUUUUGUUAGUUCUACCCUUUACAUCUGAUUUGAUAAUUCUGUGGAACUUAGAUUAUGGCAAUUUAAGUUCAUUUCUGAGAAUCUGGAUCCUUUGUUAACUUUAUCUUCAAUUUUGUAUCAUGAUAGGCCUAUGCUUUCUUUGAUGACAAAGCGUAGCUUAUCAUACUAGAAAAUUAACAAGUCCUUUAGUAGCAUCACUAAAAUGAACAACUUACAAAUUACGUAUUUUUCAUGUGAAGUAGGUAAAUUAUCUUGUUCUCAGGAUGAGUACCAGUAGCAGAGGAAGUACUUUUUGAUUAACCAGAAUUGGAGCUCUGCUACUACUAGCAUUAGAUCAUAAGAAAGCCUCUAAUUUAUAUGUUGAGUGGAAUUUGCUGUGUUGAAAUAGAAGUAUUAAGUUCCAUUUUUCAGUGCUGUAUUGAGCCUGUUACAAGCCAAAUCUGUUUUUAUCAUUGAUCCAAUAUAUACUCCCUUGAUAUUUUUUCCCCUUUUCUUUCAAUAUUCCAUACUCUUUUGGUUGAUCAAAAACAAAUCUGUAGAGUGAUAUGGGUUUGCAUCUUUGCAUUUUGUGUAAUAUGUUUGUCUCGCAUACGGGGUUCAAAAAAUAUUUUCCCCUCCGAGUGAAAGAUACCAAUCAAAUACAAUAAGGCUGACGUCUGUGCACAAGGAAUAAUCAGAAUGCUCAUUCUUAAAUAUACUAAAAUUUUGUAUUCAUGUAUGCUGAUUUGUUUCAUAUCUUUGCUUCUUCUUUAUAAAGGAUUCUCCAAGAAACUUCCAAUUCCAUAUUGUAAAUAUUAGGAAAAUUUAGACAAGGGCAUUUCAGUUAUUGCUUAUCUCUUGCUAGUGAAUACAUUAUUAGUAGCAAACAUAUUUUACAACUAUCCACAUGCUUUGUGCAUUAAUUAGAACUGCUCAUAUAAUAUUGCAGUGCCUGAUUUUCGUGGUGCUAUAUAGUGUUUUCAUGUGUUGUAAAUCCCUGUUUUACGCACAGUCAUUUUUCAAAUGCCUGUCAGAUGUGAUAAUAUCAUAAGAAUUUUGAGCUGUGAUCUCCAUCUUGUAAAAUGUUCAAUUGUAAAACUUAUAAAACAAUGAAAAUCAUGAUUCUUGGAGCAUGUGUAAAUAAGGGGCUGGUUCACAAAUCUGAUUUGUCCUCACCAGUUUUAUGUAUUUAAUUUCUUUACUGCAGAAUAGGAUAUAAAGAUUUGUGCUUAAAAAAAUCUUUGAUUUUUAGAGUAGAUUAUUUUUCGCUCUGAUGCAUUGUUUGUUGUAAAACAAUUUUUUAUAUCCUAGGUUAUUUUAAUUGUUUAUUAAAUACAUUUUGUAACACUGAUGUAUCUUGAAAAUAUUUUGAAUAACUUAAUUAAUUUUAAAAACUAUCAGUAUUAGAUUGUGAGAAUGUAUCAUUUUCAAGAAUCUUAUUGUCAGAUCAGUACUUUUUUAACCACUGAAUGUUUCUUUCUUAUACUUUUUUAUUCAAAUGGUUAGUUUCUGCUGCACUGUAGUCAAGUUUAAACUGGUAAUGGUGUAUUUGUCUUUGUUGCUGAUCUAUGUAUUCAGUCACAUAGCAUGUUUGAUCUUUGAUUUUUUGUUCACCUUCUAGGAUAUGUACCCUUCACUUUGUGGCAUUGUGUUGGUUUUGGGGGAUACUUGUUAUCAUGAAAUCAGACAUGUGAAAGUCCAAUUACCUGAGUAAGAAAUGUUAGAUGAUUUGAAUUUUUGGUUACAUUACCUAUAUAUCAUAAAUUAGUAUUUGAUUUUCUGGUUACAAAUAAUACACAUUAAUCGUUACUUGAGGAUGUUACAACCAAAGUAAUGUAAGUCAUGUUUUGAAAAUAAUGCAGUAGAGUCGUAAAUUACAAUUAGUUUAACCUUCAUGACUUAAACCAAUUUGGCUUUCGUUCCCUUGAUAACCUACUAGUAAAUUCUUGCCUAUUGAAUUGAGAUUGGUUUUCAUAAUAUUACAGUCAGUGACAUGUUCAUAUCAGUCAAAAUUACUUCAGAAUUGAUUUGUUAGUUGUUGUUUGGAGUUUAUCUUACUACUAGAAAGAUAUUUAAAAAAUAGGGGGUAUUGGAAGCUAAGAAGAUCGAAGAGUAGAUCGAAGUAUUUAAGAUGAACAUUUAACUUGGGUACAUUGUCUCCAGAAAAAAAAAAAAUCAAAAGUUCAUAGAAAUGAAAUUCAUGUUUGAAAGUGUUAGUUGAUGUAUUUGGAAUGUUCUGUUUCGGUUUACAUAAGAGAUGUGUAGUAACAGAGCAGUAAUCAGAAAGACUACUCAGAGACAAAGACGCAUUUAAAUUUUAAAUCUUUCUGUAAUAGCGAAUUUGGCAAAAUUGUAUUAUAUAAAAUAUGUCAUUACAUACUGCCUCUAUCUGUUCCCUAAUAAAUAAGUAUAUAAA